Molecule: messenger RNA, 2399 nt
Organism: Myripristis murdjan (pinecone soldierfish)
Lineage: Eukaryota; Metazoa; Chordata; Actinopteri; Holocentriformes; Holocentridae
Gene: gfra2b
Product: GDNF family receptor alpha 2b
Exons: 10
Coding region: 620-2044 (474 amino acids)
Biological process (GO): nervous system development
Cellular component (GO): external side of plasma membrane; signaling receptor complex
Molecular function (GO): signaling receptor activity
Source: RefSeq, a predicted model, not a curated record
CAGAUGCGCAAGUAACCACGGAAGCGACACGGUCUGGCGUCCUUGGUUUCUAACAGUCUUUGGCAAAACUACAUCAGCUACGGUCACGUAUCCUAUCACCGGGAAAUCGGGAAAGUUGGAGUCAUGCUGACGGGCGUUUGAGAAGGCGCACGGACACUGUUCGUUUAAUUGCAGAAUAAUUGCCCAGCAGUAAUAAAAGUCUCCGUUCCUGUUUAUGGACCGAAUUCUCCGGAUUGUACGUGGAUAUUCCGCCAUGAGCUACACCAAAUAAUGUGGCCCUUAACGUAAAGGAUUCAUCAACACUUCUUCCCCGGCGCUGGUUUGAGUGGGGCCACUCACUCCCGUGUGCGCGGGGCUCCCGUUAGGGCUGUCUCCCGGGAUAUCUGGUGUCUGUGGGUGCACCACCAUGUCGGUGGUGGUGAUGUUACUCUCUUGGCUUACCGGUUUCCAGCUUUGAGAGAGUGAGAGAGAGAUAGCGCGCGCGUGUGUGUGUGUGUGAGAGAGAGAGAGAGAGAGGGAGAGAGAGAGUGGGAGAGAGAGAGGGAGAGGGGUGAACCGGACAGCGGGAAUCCAUCCGAAUUCCGUCUUCAAGACUUGUAGGAUUACUGCUCAGCGCGCCAUGAUCCUGAUUAAUAUCAUCAGUUUAAUGUUUCUGCUGGAUGUGUGUGUCUGUGUGUCGGAGCUGGGCCCUCCUGGAUGGCGGGAACCUCUGGACUGCGUUCGAGCCUCUGAACUCUGCAACCAGAACAGCCAGUGCAGCUCACGGUACCGGAUCAUGCGCCAGUGCCUGUCUGGUGGCGACAAAGAGCGCAGCACCAUGCUGGCUUCCAAGGAGUGCCAGGGGGCACUGGAGGUGCUGCAGGACUCUCCGCUCUAUGAUUGCCGCUGCAAGAGAGGCAUGAAGAAAGAGCUGCAGUGUCUGCAGAACUACUGGAGUAUUCACAUGGGCCUGACGGAGGGGGAAGAGUUUUAUGAGACAUCUCCCUAUGAGCCAAUCCAUUUCUCUGAGGAAUUCAGACAUGCCUCCAUAAUCUCAGAUUCAUCUUUGUCGAAGGUGACUCCUUGCUCUGAAGGGGGAAAGUCUUGUAACCCAUGUCUGGAUGCAGCCAAGGCUUGCAAUCUCAACGACACAUGUAAACGUCAACGCUCCGCCUACAUUGCGAUCUGCACCAAGGCGACCCCCCCGCAGUCCUCUUUGGCCAAUCAGGAGCCUUGUAGCCGGAAGCGAUGUCAAAAGGCCCUGCGCCAGUUUUUCGAGCGGGUGUCGUGGGAGCUGAGCUACCCUUUGCUGUUUUGCUCCUGCCAUGACCAGGCCUGUGCUGAGAGGCGUAGACAGACCAUCGUCCCAGCCUGUUCCCACCAAGAGAGACACAAACCCACCUGCAUCGAGCUGCGACGCACCUGCAGAUCGGACGCCCUCUGCAGGUCUCGGUUGGCUGAUUUUCACAUGAACUGCCAGGUAACAUCGCACACUGUCACCAGCUGCCCACAUGACAACUACCAUGGCUGCCUCAUGGCUUAUGUUGGCCUCAUUGGCUCGGAUGUUACUCCAAACUACAGUGACAGCAGUCCUUCCAAUAUUACCAUCAGCCUGUGGUGUACCUGCAGGGGCACUGGCAAUCAGGAGCACGAGUGUGAUGCUUUCCACCGGGACUUCACACACAACACCUGCCUCAAAAACGCCAUCCAGGCAUUUGGCUACGGCUCGGAGGGAGGGCCUCUGACCGUGACCGAGCCACAGGCCACUUUCUUCCCCCCUGCCCAACCGCCAAUCAUCUCCAAGCCCGCCCCCUCUCUACACGGCAACGCUAUCAAACCCAUGGACAGUGCUUGUGUGUUCUCCACUUGUGCCAACCUGCAGGAUGGAGGGCAGAAGUGCAUCCCCUCAGAGGACUUUGAGUGUGAGGAGGCUUUAUUGGCCCAGGGGUCCAUAAACUCUCAGGACACCGACGGAGUGAAAAGCAGCGCCCAGAAAUCAGCCCCACCCUUCCACCACAUCUGCGCGACUGUGUCUGUGUCCAUUCUGGCAAAGUUGCUACUUUAGGUCCUGUAAAAUGUGAACACGCAGACAGCCACACACACACACACACACACACACACACACACACAUGCACACACGCACACACACAUACACACACACACUCUUUCUCGCUUCCCUCCUGAGCCGCAAGACCUAUCUCCAUCCACAGAAAGUCAUGUGACAUCACAUCCUCCACUACCGGAAAAUGUCAACCAACAGACAGCCAAAAAAUCAACAACAAUCUUUUGAGAAGUGGAAGUCUUUUCAGAGGAGGUUCAGCGCUGAGAUUAGCAGUCUCUCUCCACCACCGCAUUCACACAGAGACAAUAAAUGAGAAGAAAGUGAGAGCAAAAAAAAAAAAAAAGCAAGACUGUGUGUA